UCUUCCGGUUCACGCGAGAGGCCGGAAGUUGUGGUCCGCCGCAUCAACCUGGGGAUUGAGGGGGUGGGGGUGCGGCUGUGACCGAGACCGUGACCAUGGGCGGGAAGAACAAACAGCGGACCAAGGGGAACUUGAGGCCAUCCAACAGUGGCCGAGCUGCAGAACUCCUUGCCAAAGAACAGGGAACGGUGCCUGGCUUUAUUGGUUUUGGAACAUCUCAGAGUGACCUAAGCUAUGUUCCUGCUAUUCAAGGAGCUGAAGAAAUAGACAAUCUCGUAGAUUCUGAUUUCCGAAUGGUGCUGCGGAAACUUUCCAAGAAAGAUGUCACCACAAAGUUAAAAGCUAUGCAGGAAUUUGGAACCAUGUGUGCAGAGAGAGACACAGAAGUUGUAAAAGGAGUUCUUCCUUACUGGCCAAGAAUUUUCUGUAAAAUUUCACUCGAUCAUGACCGCCGGGUUCGAGAAGCCACACAGCAAGCUUUUGAGAAACUCAUCCUCAAAGUAAAGAAACACUUGGCUCCCUAUUUAAAAAGUGUAAUGGGAUAUUGGCUCAUGGCUCAGUGUGAUACCUACACACCAGCUGCAUGUGCGGCAAAAGGUGCGUUUGAAGCCGCUUUCCCUCCAAGCAAGCAACCCGAAGCCAUAGCGUUUUGUAAGGAUGAAAUUGCAAGUGUGCUUCAUGAUCAUCUUUUAAAAGAAACACCUGACACGCUCAGUGACCCACAAACUGUUCCAGAGGAAGAAAGAGAAGCUAAAUUCUAUCGAGUUAUAACUUGUUCCUUGUUGGCCUUCAAGAAAUUGCUUUGCCUCUUGCCUGAUAAUGAACUUGAUUCUCUGGAGGAGAAAUUUAAGUUUCUUUUAUCACACAAUAAGUUUUGGAAGUAUGGAAAACACAGUAUACCUCAGAUCCGAUCAGCUUAUUUUGAAUUAGUUUCUGCUUUGUGCCAGCGAAUUCCACGGUUGAUGAAAGAUGAAGCAUCCAAAGUGAGCCCAUCUGUUCUACUUAGUAUUGAUGAUAGUGACCCUGUUGUAUGCCCAGCUCUCUGGGAAGCUGUACUGUAUACACUUACAACUAUCGAGGACUGCUGGACUCACGUAAAUGCAAAAAAAAGUGUGUUUCCCAAGCUGUCAGCUGUGGUCCGUGAAGGUGGCCGGGGCCUGGCUACUGUUAUGUGCCCGUACCUCCUGCCGUUCAUCAGCAAGCUCCCUCAGCCCGUUACAGAUCCAAAGCUGGAUUUCUUCAAAACUUUCCUUACCUCUCUAGUUACAGGGCUGUCAACAGAGAGAAUCAAAGCCAGCGUUUCAGAGUGCUCCGCUGUAGUAGCUGCUUUUUUUGAGUGCUUACGUUUUAUAAUGCAGCAGAACUUAGGUGAGGAAGAGAUGGAAAAGAUGCUUGUCAAUGAUCAGUUGAUUCCUUUUAUUGAUGCAGUUCUGAAAGAGCCAAGAUUGCAAAAUGGGCAGCUAUUUAACCAUUUAGCAGAAACUUUAAGUUCCUGGGAAACCAAGGCAGAUACAGUAAAGGAUGAUAAAAUGGCCCACAACUUGGAGAAAGUGCUGUUAAGUUUCUGGGAAAGACUGUCAGAAGUCUGCAUUGAGAAAAUUAAUGAGCCAGAAGUGGAUGACAAGUCUGUUUCGGGUGUAUCUAGCCUGUUACAGGUCCUCCAGAAGCCAAAGAGCGCAUUGAAGUCAAAUAAAAAAAAAGUCGGUAAGGUUAGAUUUGCUGAUGAGAUACCUGAAAGUAAUAAAGAGAAUGAAAAGGGCAUGUCUUCAGAAGGAGAGAACAGCGAGGGCUCUGAAUUAGUGACUGAACCUGUGUCUCAUAAUCUUUCAGACCUCAUAUCUCCUCUAAGGAAAAAACCCUUGGAAGACUUAGUGUACAAACUAGCAAAGAUGAGUAUUAGUUACAUCAAUGAGCAAACGUCAGAGCAACACCUAAAGUUUCUUUCCACUCUGCUCAGCACCUUCUCUUCAAGCCAGGUAUUUAAAGUGCUACUAGGUGAUGACGAACAGGGUAUUGGCAAAGGUAAAUCUCUUGAAAUAUCUAAACUUGCACAGAAAAAUCCCGCAGUGCAGUUUUUAUACCGGAAAGUAAUCGGCUGGCUAAAUGAAGAUCAGAAGAAGGAUGCUGACUUCCUGAUGGACAUUUUGUACAGUGCCCUCCGCUGCUGUGACAGUAAUACGGAAAGAAAAGAUGUCUUGGAUGAUUUAACUGAGGUGGAGCUGAAAUGGGAUUCUCUUCUUCAGGUUAUUGAAAAGGCGUGUUCCAGUUCAGAUAAACAUGCUUUGGUAACUCUCUGGCUAAAAGGAGACACCCUUGGGGAGAAAUUGGUAAAGUUGGCAGAUCACCUGUGUGACCUGGGCGUGGAAUCCACAGUAUCUUCAGAACCUUAUUUCUCAGAAAGAUGGACCCUCCUAAGCUUGGUAUUAUCCCAGCAUAUUGAAAAUGGUUACUUGAUUGGAGAAGUAUAUGUUGAAAGAAUUAUCGUUAAACUUCAUGAAACUUUAUCCAAAACAAAGACAUUGUCAGAAGCUGAGAAUAACAACUCAUCAUUGUCUCACGUCUGUGAUGUGGUCUAUAAUUAUUUCAGCUCCAUGAAAGGAUGUUUGCUAAUGCCGUCAUCUGAGGAUUUGUUAUUAACUGUCUUUCAGUUGUGUGCUCAGAGCAAAGAAGAAACACAUUUACCAGACUUUCUUAUCUGUAAACUGAAAAACACCUGGCUGUCUGGCGUAAAUUUCUUGGUCCAUCAAAUUGACAAUACAUAUAAACAGAGUAACUUCCUACGUUCAUCUGCUGUUUGGCUCAAGAACCGAGUUCAGUCUUCAUCUUUGGAUGUCAAGAGUCUCCGAGUCCUCUUGUCUACUGUUCACGAUUUCCUGAAUAAACUUCUGGAGAGUAAAGAUCCUGAUCUUCUGGGGGUUUAUAUUGCAAGUGUCAUGCCAGACGACAGUGAAUGGGAGCAGAUGAGACAGUCUCUUCCUAUGCAGUGGUUACACCGGCCUCUUUUGGAAGGGAGAUUGAGUUUGAAUCAUGAGUGUUUCCAAACAGAAUUUGAGGAAGAAGAUAUAAAGACCCUUCCCAGCCAUUUGUGUACUUCAGCAUUGUUGAGCAAAAUGAUGUUAAUUGUACUGAAGAAGGAAGUAGUCCUAGAAAAUAAUGAGCUUGUGAAAAUAAUUGCAGAGCUCCUCUGUUCCCUGCAGUGGUGUGAAGAAUUAGACAACCCGCCUGCUUUUCUGACCGAGUUCUGUGACAUGCUUCAAAGAAUGAAUAUUACGUACGAUAACCUGUGUGCACUCAGAAAUACUUCUGGCCUUCUGAAGCUGAUAUUUACCAGAUCCAAAGCAAGUGGCACCCUUUGGUCUCUUAUUAUUGUUAAGUUGGUCUUUUCUGGAACCAUUACAUCUGAGGACGUGAAACAUCACUAUAGGAAUUCAGAAGACGGUUUUUUCCCACUAACAGAAGGUAAUUUGCAUACCAUUCAAAGUCUCUGUCCGUUUUUGUUAAAAGAAGAAAAGAAAAAAUUCAUUGCUGAAUGUAUACCUGCACUUUUGGCCUGGCCUAAGGAAGAUCUUUACUAUAUUGAUGGAGGAUUUGGAUAUUUUGCCAUUUUCAAUUCGUCUUUGCAAACCAAAAGCAUAGAUGAUGAAGAACUAUUACAUGGUAUACUAGAAGUAAUAAUAUCCUGGAAGAAAAAUUAUGAAGAUAUAUUUCUCUUCAGUUGUAAUCUGUCUGAAGUGAGUCCAGAGACCCUGGGUAUAAAUAUAGAAAUAAUCCGGUUUCUUUCCCUGUUCCUGAAAUAUCGGUCAUCUCCUUUGGCAGAGGAUGAGUGGGAUUUCAUCAUGUGUUCCAUGCUGGCUUGGCUGGAGACGACAAGCGAGAGUCAGGCGUUGUAUUUUGAUCCUCUGGUACAACUCUUUGCCUGUGUCAGCUGCGGCUUGGCCUGUGAUCUCAGUGCGUUUUUUGGUUCCACAACUCUGGACGCUGUUGGCAGUCUUCCUGUGAAUCUAAUCAGUGAAUGGAAAGAAUUUUUUUCCCAAGGCAUCCACAGUUUGCUUUUACCUCUUUUGAUGACUGUUAUAGAAAGUGAAGAUCCAUCUGAAACAUCCUUUCAGAAUGCCUUGCUGAGGCCCAUGUGUGAGACGCUAACAUAUAUCUCAAAGGAUCAGCUGUUGAGUCAUGAACUCCCUGCACAAUCUGUGGCCGGCCAGAAAACAAACUUACCAGACCAUCUCCAGACUUUGCUGAAUACUUUGGCCCCGUUACUCCUCUUUCGAGCGAGACCUGUGCAAAUCGCAGCUUAUCACAUGCUCUACAAGUUGAUGCCUGAGUUGCCACAGUAUGAUCAAGAUAAUCUGAAGUCAUAUGGAGAUGAGGAAGAGGAGCCAGCCCUGUCACCACCGGCAGUGCUGAUGUCUCUUCUUGGCACUCAAGAGGACUUACUGGAAAAUGUUUUGGGGUGUAUUUCUGUUGGACAGAUAGUAACUAUUAAACCGCUGAGUGAGGACUUCUGUUAUGUUCUGGGGUACCUCCUCACGUGGAAAUUAAUACUUACUUUCUUCAAAGCGGCUUCAUCUCAGCUUCGGGCUCUCUAUUCGAUGUACCUUCGGAAAACAAAGAGUUUGAAUAAAUUGCUCUAUCACCUGUUCAGGCUUAUGCCAGAAAAUCCAACCUUUGGAGAGUCAGUUCUUGAGUUCUCAAAUAAGGACCCAAAAACAUUCUUUACUGAGGAGCUCCGUUUGAAUAUUAGAGAAACUGCAACUCUUCCAUACCAGAUUCCGCACUUGGCUUGUUCCGUCUAUCACAUGACGUUAAAAGACUUGCCCGCUAUGGUUAGGCUGUGGUGGAAUAGCAGUGAGAAGCGUAUUUUCAAUAUUGUAGAUAGGUUUACAAGCAAAUACGUCAGCAAUGUGCUUUCUUUUCAAGAAAUAUCUUCUGUGCAAACAAGUACGCAACUGUUUAACGGAAUGACGGUGAAAGCUCGCGCUGCCACUCGCGAAGUCAUGGCUACGUACACCAUUGAGGACAUAGUCAUUGAACUCAUAAUACAGCUGCCUUCCAAUUACCCUCUGGGCUCAGUAACGGUGGAAAGUGGGAAGAGGGUCGGCGUGGCCGUGCAGCAGUGGCGGAACUGGAUGCUGCAGUUGAGCACUUACCUCACCCAUCAAAAUGGGAGUAUCAUGGAAGGCUUAGCAUUAUGGAAAAAUAAUGUUGAUAAACGUUUUGAGGGUGUUGAAGACUGCAUGAUCUGUUUCUCAGUCAUUCAUGGUUUCAACUAUUCUCUUCCCAAAAAAGCCUGUAGAACAUGCAAGAAGAAGUUCCAUUCAGCCUGUUUGUACAAAUGGUUUACGUCUAGCAACAAAUCCACUUGUCCACUGUGUCGUGAGACCUUUUUCUGAGGUACUUUUAUCACUGGAAGUGAUCCCUGAAGUAAAUCAAGUAAAGACAUUGAAUUUGGAUCCAUCCUCAAGUGUCGAUGUGAAGAAGCCAGUGAGCUGUACUUUUAAACAGGAGCGUCUCUGGGAAGUUAUUUUGGUUAAUGUAAUGAUCCUAAAAUCAGGUUUACUUACCUUUAGAUUGCUUUUUAAAUGCUUGGAAACCUUUUCUUUUACAAAAGAAUAUAACAUAUUUGAAAGAAAAUAUUUAUAUUAAUAGUUUAAUCUAUUUGUAUAUUUUAAAAUAAAUAUGAAAGAAACCCUAAAUUACAGAAGUGGAAUUUGUGAAAGCAUUUCACCAACUAUAUUAGACCGAGAAAUCUGUUCAGCUUGUUGAUCUGUGUUGUAGACCAGUCCAGGUGAGGCAAAAUGAACUGAGGGUUAACGAUUUACAUCUACAGAUAAAUUUUAAGACUUGUUAUUUAUUAGUUCGACAACAAAAAUACUGAGAAAUAUUCUGAUAUUUGUAGAUUUUUUUUAAUUAUGAAAAGGACUAAGGUAUUUAAUAUGGCUUUAUCUUAAGCUAUUUGCAGCAUGCUGUGAAAUCCUAUAUAAAAGAGUAAACUGUAAGGUGCCUCUAUUUAUCAAGAAUUAUGAAAUUUAGAAAAUCAAAUUCAUGACACUGACAGUUUGCUUGUGGAAGAAUUUCCAUGUAUGUAUUUGUGGAAUCUGAAUUGCAAACUUAGCAGUGAAUUACGCAGUUUGAAUGAGUCUCCAGAGGGUGAGAAUUUGAGAGAAAUGGGAAUUAGAUUAUUUCAUUCAUGAAGCAGAAAGGUAGUCAUCCCUCUCAUGAGAGGGGAAGUAAACGAGUAUUUCUGAAAUAUAAGGUCUGGUGGAAAAACAGAAAAUUUAAAGGUGUUAUAGAAAGCCCUCAAUUUUGUAAGCAAAAUAUUGCUCUUAUUACUGGCCAAUAAGGGAUCUGUGGGAGCUGAUUCUUCUCAGCCUUCAGAAAUAAAAGUUAAGAAUUUUAAUAGUAAAUUUAGUGUAAGAGGCUGAAGUGGAGUGGGUGAAAACCUGUCUUUUGCUGCAGCAUCAUUCCCCUCAAUAACUGUGCCCAAAAUACAGACGUGUGGACAUCUGAAACUUGGAAUACUUUUAUUGCAGUCUUCCAUUUCAUGGGACUUAUUAGCAUAUGUAAUACCUGGGUUCCUUGAGAUCAGCUGAUCAUUUCUGUUGCAAAUGUUUUAUUGGCAAAAAGCAACCCAUGUUAAAUAAAAUUACUGCUUACCAUCAACUGGGUAACAUGGCUGUUAUUGAAAUAGUUUGAAUAUGGUCACAGGAGUACAGCUGGGAGCAGAGCAUAACGUGUGAGUGUUUCUAGGGGCCGUGUCCCAGCCAGUUCCGUCUGUCUCCUUGUUUUUCCCACGUGGUAUCUGUUAUCUUCUAGCCUUAAGGCUCAAGGAGUCAAGGAGUGAAGUACAGAUAGCAGAAUCCAACUACUUCUUCUUAACCCUGUCCUAAAAUAUUCCCUAUCUUUCUUUCUGAUACAGCAGUCCCAAAGGAUCUUGCUACUCCUUUCUGAAAGUUUUCUUUUCUCUUAAAAAUGGUUUUAUAAGAAGGCUUUGUUUAUAACAUUUUUGGUCUUGGUACUUCCCGGCUUCUGACUCAAUCCCCAAGUAGAAAAGGAAAGAAUGAAACAUUGUUUUUCCACGUUAGUAUUAGGGCGUCAGGUCCCUGGUGAAACACUGCGAUUAAGUGGGUGCCUACUCUUCAUACUUAGAACUCUUGACACGUUUUUUUCAGAUUGGAAAGUGCAAAUGUAAAGCUUGUUACUGUCUGUAUGCUAAAGAAAAAGCUUCCCAAAACAAGACUGAGAUGCAGAUUACCACAUUAAUUAAAGUUUUUAUUUAUGUAGCGUUGACAACACUAACAAAAAAGGGUAGCAUGCCUUGAGAUUUUUGCAUAAAGGACAUUUUGAAAUUGCAUGAAAUUCAAAGCCCAUUAGCAAAUUAUUUAAAACCCUACAUUACAAAUAUUAAAAUUUAUUUUUGACUCAUUUAUCACAGGCUCUAAUAUAUGUAUAUAAGUUUCUGUGACAUAAAACAUAAAUGUUAUUACUUCAUAAGUUUUGUGCUGUGAAUAACUAAUGUUAUUAUUUGUUAUGCCAUAAUUACAAAGUAUUUCAGAUACACUGAAAAAAUAAUAGUAUAAAUGCCCUUGUACUCUUCAUAAACUUUGCCAUACUUCUGAUUUUUAAAGAAAUAAAAUACUCCUCCUCCCUGACCCCAUUCUUCUCCUUCUCUCCGUGGAGCUAACCUAUUAUUUUGGAGUUCCAGUUUAAGAUUUUGGAGCCCUCGUGACGCAGUGGUUAAGAGCUUGGCUACUGACCAAGAGAUCAACAGUGUGAAUCCGCCAGCUGCUCCUUGGAAACCCUAUGGGGUAGUUCUACUUUGUCCUAAAGGGUCAUUCUGAGUCAGGCUCGACUUGAUGAUAGCAGGUUUUUAUUUUAGAUUUUAUACUUUACCACAUGUGUAUAACAGAGUAUUUUAAAGUUUAUAUUCAUAAUAUCCUAUUGUAUAUAAUCUCUUGUAACUUGCUUUUUUACUCAGCAUAACUGCUGCUUAAUGUUUACCAGUCCCCCGCCCCCCACCACCACAUUGGUCAUUUCCGGGGUUUUAUUUUGCCAUUUUGAGCAGUGCUGUAUGUAUACAUUCUUGAUCAUGUUUCCUCAUGCAGAUGUGCUAGAUCUUGUGGCUGUAUGCUUAAAAAUGGCAUUUCUGGCAGUAGGAUACAUAUACCCCUGACUCCAGAUGUUGUCAGAUUGCUCUCCAAAGUGGUGUGCGAGUUCGCACUCCCACAGCACUGUGAGAGAAUUUUCGUUUUCCGGCCUCCUCACCAGCAACUUACUUUAGCAGACUUUUAACGUUUUCUGGUCUGAGAACUGUGAGAUGGCAUCUCUUUGUUUUAAUUUACAUUUCCCUGACUACCAAGGAUCUUAGUUUCAUUUCAGGUAUUUAGUGGGCAUUAGUUGGUGAAUUUACUGUCUAAAACCUAUUCCUGUUUUUCUAUCAGAUUGCUUGUCUUCUUACUCAUCAUAGCGCUUUAUCGGUAGAAGAGCUUCAUUUAUAGUGUGGCUUGUCUUUAAUAUGGUCUGUGGUUAUCUUUAAUUGUAUAGAAUAUUUCAAGUUAAAUUACAGCCAAAUUGAUCAUUCUUUUCCUUUAUGAUUGAGCUUUUUUUGUUAUGUUUAAAAAUUUUGUCCCUUCCCUGGGGUUUAAAGAAAUUCUUCUAUAUCUUGUUCUAAAGUUUUAAACUUUUGAAUUUCAAAAUAUGUCUAAUUCACAUCGAGUUAAUUUUUUGUGACUGCUGUGAGGUAGAAAUCUUAUCCUGUGUUGAUUGCCAGUUCUCGUGGCAUUAUUUCUUAAAUAAUUCAUCCAUUUCUCCUUGACUUCAUAGGACAUCCUCUCUCCUGUUACCAUAUCCCUUUGUGUGUGUGGUUUGAUUUCUGGGCUUUGUGUUCAGUUCCAUUGUCUGUCUGUGCUAAUUGUAUACAAUUUUUUUUCCCUUCAAAAAUAGCUUUAUAAUUAAUCGUGAAGAGCAAGUGGUAGAUGUCUAAUCUUGUUCUUUUUUAAAAUUGUCUGUAUUAUUCUUGACUUUCCUGCAUAUUAAUGUAAGAAUCAUAAUUUACAGCAAAAAAAAAAGUUGGGACUAUAAUUGGAGUUGCACUCUAUUUAUAGUCUAGUGGGAGAGUUGCCAUCUUUAUAGUGUUAAGGUUUCCAUAGUGUUCCAUUUAUUCACAUUUUUUAUGUCUUUCAAUAAAGUUUUAUAGUUUUCUCUACAAAGGCUUGUAUAUUUUGAAAAAACUUUAUUCCUGAGUGCUUUUUAGUAUUAAUUGCUGCUGUGAGUGUGAUGUUAAAAAAUUGUAUUUGUCUUGUCAUUUAAAAGCAACUGUGGUGCUUGCUUCAGCAGCACAUAUGCUAAAAUUGGAACGAUACAGAGAAGAUUAGCAUGGCCCCUGCACAAGGACGACACGCAAAUUCGUGAAGCCUUCCGUAUUUUUUUAAAUUAAUAAAAAAAGCAACUCUGGUAGGCAUUUGGAGCCCUGGUGGCACAGUGGUUAAGAGCUCAGCUGCUAACCAAGAGGCCAGCGGUUCAAAGCCACCAGCCACUCCUUGGAAAUGCUAUGGAGCAGUUUUACUCUGUCAUUUAGGGCUGCUGUGAGUCAGAAUGGACUCAACGGCAAUGGAUUUGGUUUUUUCUUUGUUUAGUGAGUAGGAUUUUUUAUUGCAUUUUUUUGUUGCUAAUUUUUGGAAUCAAGCUGAAGCUUCUUAUAAUGAUACGUAGACGGCUCUCCGACUUCCUAGGCAGUCAAGGCUAAAUUUGUGUCUUAUAUUUUAUUACUUAUAUCUUUUUGAAAGAAACAGCUUUAUUUGUUUUUGGAUUUCCAUUUUCCAGAGGCAGUUUUGCUAGCAUUCCAGCAGUCAUUGGACCAAAAAAACUCUACGCUGAGUCUCUAUGAGAUCGGAAGGCGUUCUCUCUCCUAGGAGCAGAACUGACCGUUUUUAUAGAAUAGAAAGAUUACGUCUUCUUCUAACAACAGAAGAAAAAAUAAAUUCUGUGUUUUUCUAGGAAAGUUUGUGAUUAAUAUUAUAAGGGUUGUUUAAAGCAGCUACGUUGCUCAGAAAACCAUUUGGCUAUUUUGAAACCCAUUCCCACACAGUAUAUUUAGUGGAAGCACAAGCCUUGUCCACUGUCUGGAAUUACCCGUUUUUGCUGUUGGUUUCUUUCCAGCAUCAGCUGGCCUUAAACUUGAAUUGGCCAGAUUGCUAUUGUUUCCUUGUCUUUGAUUAUAUUAUUAUUUUCAGCUCUAGUUUCAUGUAUUUGCUCUUUUUCCAACUCCGUUUUCACAUGUAUGCUCCAUUCAGCUUGCCUUCUCUGUGAGACAGUUUUUUUCUUUUCAUUUCUUCAGAAGUACAGCUCAAGUCAUAUUUUAUCAGCAUAAGAUAUACCUAAUUGUGCUACUAUUUCAAGCAUUGUCAAAAUAAUUUUGACUAUUUCACCAAUCUUUUCUGAAGUACCAGAUAUUCCUUUACACUGACUAUGGAUCCAACAGUUAAAAUACUUUUCUAAAUAAGGAGCAAACACUAUGAAAUAAUUUUUUCCCCUCUAGACUGCACUCUUCCCCUGAAAAAAAGUCAGCACUGAAGAAUUAGUAGAAGGGAACCUUUUGAACAGGGAGAAAAAAAUCUUAAUUAUUACCGUUUUUUAGAUUAAGGGCAGGGAGGGGGAGUCCAGUGUGUGUUUCUUGGGUCUCUAUUCUUGUCGGGGCUUUGAGGGGAACAGGUCCAGGAGUAACUAGCAACAUUACUGCUAAAUUAAACACUCAGCAACUAAAUCCAGAUCAGAAGAACAGCUACACACCCGUCUACUCCAUUGAAAAGCCAGCAUUUUCUCUGCUGCAGGCCUGAAGUCACAGAUCUGAAGACGGUGUCAAGGGAGCCGGUAGAGGCAGUAGUUAACCUGCAGAAACCGGAAGGUCUGACCGUCUUCACGUGCUGAUAGUUCUCAGCGAUUCCUCUUUCGCGGGACUGUAUUCCUUUGAUAGGGGAGAGGAUUUAAGCACAAUCGCUCCACUCAGGACCUGCAACCUUCACCUUCACUUGCCUGGUGGGUGAGACCAGGGUUUGACAUGGAGAUGUUGGGUGUUUCAGGAGUUGAAAGAUGGUGGAAGAAGUUGCAGUUAGCUGGCAUAGCUGCUGUCACUACUGCGAAGGCAGAGUGGUCACAAAUACACCAUGCGGUUCACAAAAGACGAAAACAUUUAAAAUCCGGCCUUUUGUAGAAAAAGUUUGUUGACCCCUUGCUUAUUCUUUUGUUUCAAUUAGAACACUCUCCAGUUGCUUCCCAAGGAAAGAAUGUAUCGAAGUAAGUUUUUUGAGACUGUUAGAAAAUACUGUCACCCUUGCUCAUGACUAAUACUUUGGGUAUAAGAAUUCUGGGUUGAAUAUCAUUUUCCCCCAGAAUUUUGAGCCCUUGCUCCAUUGUCAUUUAGCUUUAGAUAGCACCAUAGAGAAGUUUGGUGCCAUUCUGAUUCCUGAUCCUCUGUGUGUGACCUGUCGUUUUCUCUCUGAGCUUGUAGGGUCUUCUUUUUUUUACUCCCUGGUAUCCUCUCCCUCUCCCUGCCUUCCCCUGCCCCCAGAGCGCUGGUGGCACAGUGAUUAAGCUCUCAGCUGCUAACUGAAAGGUCAUUGGUUCAAACCUACCAACUGCUCCUUGGGAGAAAGAUUGUGGCAGUCUGCUUCUGUAAAGAUUUACAGCCUUGGAAACCGUUUGAGGCAGUUCUACUCUGUCCUAUAGGGUCGCUACGAGUUGGAGUCGACUCCACGGCAACGAGUUUUUAUCCUUUUUUCAUUCAUUGUACUAUCCACUAAGAAAACUCUAUGAUUGUAGAAACCAGUGUCUUUCAGGCCUAGGAUAUUUUCUUGUAUUAUUCCUUUGAUAAUUGUCUAUCCAGAAUUUUUUAACUUUUUUCUGGAAGUCCUGCUAGAUUUUGGGCCUCUUAAAUUGAUCCUUUAAUAUUGCCUUUUUAUUAUUGUUUUUCUCUCCGUUCUCUGUGUAAUUUUGCAUUAAUUUCUGAGAGAGUAGUUCAGUUUAGUUUUCCAACCUUUUAGUUUUUCCAAGGCCUUGUCCUUCUCUGGUGAUUCCCUUUCUGUAGCAUGCUGUUUCAUGGAGGUACUCUUCUCUUUUAUCUCCACACAUUGGCUGUUUCCUUGAGUUGCUUCAGAGGCUUCUCAGUUGUCCCCAUAGCCCUUGAAUCUUUAAGAAGCUGUGUGUGCCUGGGCAGGCUUGUGAGCUGUGGGCUUCACUGAGGGGGUGUCAGGCAGGCAUCGGUUUUGCCCAUCUAGAUGCUCUUUCUUCGAGGCAUCUCAGUUUCUCCAGAUGAGAGUCCUCAGGAACUCCCGCCUAUGGCAGUGAUAUGCCAGGCUGCCAUUGUUUUCAGAGCUGAGCCUGCAAAGGAUCUGGGGGCUGGGUUGAGGAUUUCACUAUUUAGAUAACGUAGAAUUUUACUUCAUUUCCCUGCUUGCGUUAUAACACUUCUCCCUUACCUUCUGAUGGAUUUCAUGUCUGUAUUUGAAGCCUUGUGGUUUAAUUUUUCCUCUUGGUAAACAUCUAGUCUCCUGAUACCAUCAGUUGCUAUGAGUCUAUAGUGUUUUUACUGGCUGAUUUUUUAGAAAUAGAUUGCCAGGCCUUUUAUUCGAGGUACCUCUGAGUAGACUCGAACCUCUCACCUUUGGGUUAACAGCUGAGUGUGUUAGCCAUUUGUACAACCAGGGGCUUCCGAGUCUUCUGAGUUGGAGGAAGGGACCUAGAAAGGUCUAACUGCCCCUGUCAACCAUUCCAAAA
This is a messenger RNA of Loxodonta africana (African savanna elephant), 12771 nucleotides long. RefSeq names its product listerin E3 ubiquitin protein ligase 1 (gene LTN1). Lineage: Eukaryota; Metazoa; Chordata; Mammalia; Proboscidea; Elephantidae. The record is from RefSeq and is a predicted model, not a curated record. Gene Ontology annotation, cellular component: RQC complex; cytosol. Gene Ontology annotation, biological process: rescue of stalled cytosolic ribosome; ribosome-associated ubiquitin-dependent protein catabolic process. Bases 96 to 5393 code for a protein of 1765 amino acids. Gene Ontology annotation, molecular function: ribosomal large subunit binding; ubiquitin protein ligase activity; zinc ion binding. The transcript is spliced from 30 exons.